GCUACAUGCGCAAUAAUAAUCGUGUGCAUGCAAGCAGCUGGGAUUGUAUCGCCUCGUUGUGCGGCGGGCAAUGACUAAUAACGCACAGCGGUGUUUCACGACGCCACCAUCAGCAGCAGCAACAGCAACAGCAUGGUAGCAGCAUACCUCUUAUGCGUUGUUGCGUCGUCGUCGGUGGGGAGGAGAUAAUAUCGUGAAUCGUCGUUGUGUCGCGACUCUGGCGGUGUUACUGCGGUCUCAACGUCACCGCCAACAGCAGCAUCAGCAUCAGCAUCAGCAACAGCAGCAGCGGGAGGCAUUACUUCGGACUCGUCCCGGAUUUGCAUAGCAAACAGAUUGACGUCGGACGACGUUGGCAAGUGGAUAACAAGAGAAGUUGGUCGGUCGUUUAGUCCGCCGGUUACUCCUGCGAGUGACUCGUCGAAGGGACGGGUGGGAGGGAGGGAGGGACACUCAUCUGACCAUGCUCUUCUGUCCUCAAAUCGCAGCGCACCUACCUAUUCUCUCCUCUGCUCUGCGUGCCAACCGAGUCUGAAGAUUCAGUCCGGUGGCGACAAGAAAGAGGAAGAGAAGAAGAGCGAAGAGAAGAGAAGAGAAGAGUGGGUCGAGGAGGGGCGGCGGUGCAGGAGGCAAAGAAGUGUGUGUGUGUGUGUUUUCGUGUGAGUGGCGGCGGGUCGGCUCCGUCAACUCCUCCAAGACCGAAGAACGUCGUCGUUUCACAGUAGUCGAGUACGACGGCCGCGCGCGCGAUAUGCUCGGCUCUUUCGAAUUGAAGAAAAUCCACUGUAAAGGAACGUGACGUGACGCUCUUUUCGCUCCUCUGAUAUUUAUUGGGAAUAGAGACGUUGAAGAGGGUUGGAAGGAAGAAGAAAAACUCCGCGUCAAGUGCACCACCGUUUUUCGUCUCGACUACUGAUGUUGUUAAAAUUAUUAUGUACCUUCGACGAGAUAGAUGAGGGGAUAUUUGUCACCUCAAACCUUGAUGUUGUGAUUAAUGAUGUGGUGCGCCGGUCGUAAUUAUCAUCCGUCAACUUCAACUAACGUGGAAUAAAUUAUUCUUAUGUGAAGGAAAACAUCGAGUUGCACAUGUAUAGUCUGAUUGAUAUAAUAAUAAGUUUUUGUAAAUUGAUGUUAUAUAUCUAUAAACCUAUGGUGAAUAACACGUGAAUGCGAAAGUGAUUGAAACGUAUAAUUUAUACAACAACAAGAAGAAUAAUAAUAAUAAUUAUAAUACCAGCGCCUAAACAUUUGUCAUAUUAUAACGAAUGCGUGUUUUUCUGUGAUCGUAAUAUUAACAAGUUAUAAUAUUGUUGAAUUUUAUUUACAACAAUUGUGAACGAAAGGAAAUAAGAAUCGAAGUGGAAGAAAGCUGGAGAGUGUAACACAAGUUUAACAACAAAAAAAAAAAAGAAAAACGGAAUAUCGAGUUCAGUGACGACACGACUAGCCUUUUUCACGGACGUCCGUGAAAGGAUAAUAUUAAUACACGGUGCAACAAGAAUAAGGCGAACACGUUGCGGGAGAAGAAAGAAAGACGAAGGAAAAGAGAGAGUAAAAAAAAACAGUGUACACGCGCGCGCGCGUGCGUGUGUGUGUCUCUUAGUGUGUGUGCAAUGAAUUAUUGCGAUUCGUAUUCUUACGGAGGCUGCGAGACGAGCCAGGACCGAGCUAUGCCGAUGGAGUAACAAGUGAGCGGCGGCGAGGCGGCGUUGCCAUGACGACAGAGACCCAUACUGUGGCAAUGACAGACUCGCAGUUGAAUAACAACAAUAACAACAACAACAAUAAUAACAACAACAACGAUGGCGAACCUAAAUACUUGCACAAGAAAUUCAAGAAGAUGGCGACGACAGAGGCGGUGCCGAUGGAAUCCAAGCGAGAAACAGCCUCGGAUAGCCGGAUCCCUGGUAAUCGUAAGGAGAAAGAUGGUGGAGAGGAUUCGGCGAAGGAACCAGCAGCGAAGACUGAGGCUGUCCCCGAGCCUGAGGGGGAAGCCAACGAGGGCAGGAAGAGUGGAUACGUAUGCCCGUACUGCAAAUUGUCCUGUGCCAAACCCAGCGUACUACAGAAACACAUCAGGGCUCAUACUAAUGAGAGACCCUAUCCAUGCGUUCCUUGCGGGUUCGCCUUUAAGACCAAAUCGAACCUCUAUAAACACUGCAGAUCUCGAGCUCAUGCUCUUAAAAUGGAAGGAGGCGACUCUAGCAAGGUUUCAGAAGAUUCUGACAUAAGCUUGUCGGACAGCGCGAGUAACGGAACUGGAACACCACCUCCUCCACCGUCGUCGACUCCAAGUUCAGUGUUGAGCGUGAAGACAGUGAAAACAGGUAAAAUUUACAAGCCGAAAUUUCACACGGCCUUGAACAGUGUGAGCCACGAUGCAGAAGCGUCAUCGGUUUCGUCAAACUCCUCGACGAAUUCGUCGUCGAACUCGAAGCCGAACGCUGAACAGCUGCAGGAGCACAUAGACAAAAUAAUAACAGCCAAUCAGGCAAUCGUCGAGGCGGUUGACCCGCUACUUCACAAGCUGAUGCAGAGGCAGCAGAGUUUGGUGGAACCAAAGUACACUGAGCAACCGUUGAACCUCUCAUCGGCGGAAGAAAACUUGGCGAGGAAGCGGUGCUACAGCGAAAGUUUCGCUCACGAGAAGGAUAGUAACCAGCCGCAGAAUCAUCAUCAUCACCACCACCACCAUCAGCAGCAGCAGCAGCAAGAAGCGUCGAUAAUUAAAGAGCUUCUCUUGAAGUCUAAGGCGCAUCAAAACUGCGAUGGUAUCGAUGGCGAAAACUUUGUCUGCCCGUCGUGUAAGAUCCCUUACACUAGCGCUGACAACCUUGACGCCCACAGGCGGUACUACUGCAAAGGAUCGCCGAGUCCCAGGCGACCCGAGUUUCAGCUUGACCUCGACAGAAAGGACCAGGAGUUCGAGAUGAAACCCGACUACUACAACACCCUCCAGCCGCUCCCAUCGCCGGGUCCGCUACUUGGUAACACGAGACUGGUCGACUCCUACGUACCGCCAACGAAACAGAGAUCUGAAUCCGCGCCAACGACGCUGAGGUCGCUGGAGGAACUGUCCAAGUAUCCGAGACCAAACUCGCUCCAGAUGUUCGGCGGCGAAGUAAGGAUACUCAACGACACCGGAGAGACCAAAACCAUGAGGAUAGAACCCCGUCAGACAAAUUCCCCUGGGGAACAGCACUCGGUUAACAGCAAGUGCGCCACCUCGGAGACUUCCUCUAUAGUGGUUAGGUCUGGACUUCACUCCGGCGGAACGAUGGUCCACAAACCGCCUGGCACUCCGGCCAGCACACCGAGCGGUUCCAUAUCCCUGCCAAAUACACCGAAGAUAUUGGCACCUAUCAUACCCAACAUAUCAACUCCUAACAUAGCGCCGACGAUAUCCGGUUAUAGUUAUUUAGAGCAGAACCUCAACCCUCUGACAAACAUCACUGCCUACAAUCCGCUCACCUUGCCACAGGCUGGUAUAGCCAGCAUUUUACACGGCGGUAAGAUCAUACCUUACGUACCUGGUAUGCCUGGUCCUCACACUUUGUCCGGAACACCGUCGGUCGACAUAUCCGUCAACGUACCCAGUGCUGAGGCCGAGUACAAGGUGAUUCCCGGUAUUCCCGGACUCCACGUCGUUACUCAGCCUCUGGAUCUCGCUAGUCCCGUCAAAAUUCAUACACCCAACAUUCCGGGUAUACCUGGACCGCAUUCCAACAUGCAAAUCCCGUCACCCGCCCAGCCUUUGGACCUCGUCAGUCCGGCCAAGGAGCUUAAACUCUGCUUCAAGGCUCCGAGUAGUGAUAAUUUGCGGCCUGGUUUGAUGAGUCCGAAAGUUCCUAAUCUCAAGGUUGAAUCUACCACGGAUAAGUUCAGGUCCAGAGUGCUCAGUGGCGAUACGCAUAGGUCGGAGCAUGAUCGUUAUAACGCGAAAUCUGGGAUCAAGUACAAUAAGAGUAGUAUUGAGAGCCCAAGGGAGAGGAAGGAAUUUUCGUUUGACAAAAGCCCGUGCAAUACGGAAAGGACUUUCACAUAUCCAAACGGCGUUGAUAGUAUGCAAAAGCUUAGAUACUCGCCGAAAAAUUUUACCGAAAGUAGAAAGAGGCCGAGUAGCUGGGCCAGUGCGGAAUUUGAACAGGGCCGAUCGCCUUCCACCGAGUCUGUGAGACAGAGUCCCGUGCUUUUCAAGUACGAAACUAUGCCCCAUGAAAACGGCCGUACGAAAUUAGCGGCGUUACAAUUGCCGGGAAAUGUUCAACAGGAUGUUAAGACAAGGACGAUGCAAAUGGAAAAUUGUGGAGCGAUGAACGGAAUAAAGUCAAAACACGAGUCUCAAAUUGCUCCGGUUAUAACUGUCAAUCUAGAUUCUUCCAAUACAGAAGUGCCAAGUAAACCUUCACAUAAUGAUUUAUUAGAUAAUAGUCGUGAAAGUAAACCAGUGGACAGUCUUCACUCACCAAGUGUCAGCAACGAAGAGGCGGGCGGAAUUGAGGAGGAGAGUAACACCAACAAUAAAUUCCUGAGGCCGACUUCGCUGCCGCUUAAGCCUGGUACCUUUACUCCAAAACGGCACCACGGUAUAACGCCAACGGCUAACACGUUGCCUCUGAUCAGCCCGGAAACACCGAGGCCGAGGAAAUCCUACGGUCAAUUGUAUUUGAACGGACAUGCAUACACCUACCUUGGGCUGAAAUGUUCCACUCGGGUAUUUUACUGCACGUUAAACAGGCCUCAGCCGAUGUACGUCACUCAACAACACACUCUGUCCAUGUACUCAAACUGGAAAAUAUGCAAGGAAGCUCCGCCCGACCUCGACAUGGCCCAUUAUGACUCGAGGCGCCGGCCCACGAGCUACACCACGGCCUCGAAGAAACACGAAGACAUUUUAACGCAUUCCUCGCAAAGGCCUACGACCCCUGCAAGCUCGGACAAUAACUCCGAAAAUGAUACUCAGGAAAAAGCUAAACGCAUCAAGAUAUUCGAUGGCGGUUUCGAGAGUAACGAAGAUUACAUUUACGUCAGAGGAAGAGGUCGAGGAAGGUACGUCUGUGAAGAAUGUGGCAUCAGAUGCAAGAAACCAUCGAUGCUGAAGAAACAUAUCAGAACGCAUACAGAUGUCAGACCAUAUACCUGCAAGCACUGCACUUUUAGUUUUAAAACAAAGGGAAACCUGACAAAGCACAUGAAGUCUAAAGCGCACUACAAAAAGUGCGUUGAACUCGGUGUAGUUCCAGUUCCAACGUUGGUGUGCGAUGAGAACAUCGACAAGGAGGCGGUUGCCCGAUUGGCGGCGGGUGGAGGAAACGGUGAAGAAUCCUCGGAAGAGGAGGACGAGACUGACGGUGAGGAGAGCGAGGAAUCCGGAAGUGAAGAGCAUGACGCUGUUCAGGGAUUGCUGAGCUUGUCUCAGCCCAGCACACACAGACUGCCGGGGCUGCUUCCAACAGGCAGGCCAACGACAUAUCCGUACACCCUGACCUUUUCCCAGAGUACAAUUUGCACGGCGGUCGUAACGACGACGUGCAGUUCAGCACCACUGAGUAGCCAAGCCGCGGCUGUGAUACAGAGUGAUUUGUCCCACCGCUAUUACUUCCCUUCGAGUCGUUCGGUACUCGAGAAAUCAAGGACCAGUGUGAUAAUACAGUCUUCCAAAAAGUCCGGCAACGAUACGGCGGAGGUAGAGGAUGAUUCAUCGAUUCACACUACCGAUUCACAGACCAAUUUUCACCAGCCCAUGGACCUCACGACCAAACAAACACUCGGCCCGAUCAGCUCUCCAAUUUCUCAACGAGUCAAGCCUGCCGAUAUCCUGACUCCGGUCUCCGAGCAGCUUUUGAUGCAGACGAUAUUCCAGACCAUGGAAAGACUUCCGGUGCAAGGUAGGGAGUGGAAAUCCGAGGCCAAAGGACACAUGUUGCAGGCGUAUCUUACCGAGAGACACGUGAUGGACAGUAAAAUGAAGCUGCAGUAUCGAGUCGGCUGUUCAAAGCCGGAGAACAACGGCACGGAGAAGGAUAAUGUACAAUACUUGAAACAGCAGGACACAAUUAGAUCGAAGAAUUUAGAUCUGAACGGGGUGUCCACUGUGACUUACACGAACCCCAGCAAGAUGCAGCAGGCCAUACUAGAGUCGAGAAUUAAGAGUAUCUAUAAGCAGACGCAGCCGGAGGGUAUGAAAAUUCCUUACAAUGACGAGCUCUACCAAAACAGCGUUUGCCUUGAGAGGCGGUCUUUCGACGCGGUCGAUUCGGCCUAUAAGGAUAAGGAGAAUGCGGGCCGGAUGGCGGGCGAAACUGACGGUUUUGACCACCGAGUCGGAAGAGGCGGAAGCCCCAUUCCGACCAUUUACAAAGGCAGCUUGCCGGGGCGAAGCACACCAACCCUGGACCGUCAAUCGCCUCGAAACUUGAACGCGGAGAUGAUGAACCGAAACUCGUCGUCAAUUCACGGUCAGGUAAAGAGCGAGAUAGACAGAAGCUCGAUGUUCAACGCCAUGAAAAUGAUGAGUGAGGUGGAGAGGCCUAGAGACAGCUUUACUCCUAGCCAGGACUCAAUGCUCCCGAGUCGAGAAUCCAGGGUUCAGAGUAGCCAGAGCCCAAGAUCUCAUCAUCAGGAAUUGCGGCCGCCGAGUCGAGAGCUUCGCGUCACUUCUUCGCCUAGUCAAGAGUUUAAGCUGCCAAAUCAAGAGCUUAGACUACCUAGUCAAGAGUACAAGCCGGCUAAUCACGAGCCGAGGAUUUCCAACAGCCAGGAAAUUUUCGUGGCGUCUAAUGCGAACGCGGAGGUCAGACCACCGAGCAGAGAAAUGAGGGUACCUCAGACCCAAGACCAACAGUCCAGGCCGAAUUUCGAGGCGAAAUCUUCUUCGGUGCACGAUAUUUCCAGGGCUAAUUCGCAGGAGGUGCAAAACAAGUUGCAAACAGCUGUUGAGCCGAGGAAUUCUGAGCGUACAGAGAUUAAGCAGAACGUUGAUAUGGCCAAGCAGAAUAUGGCCGAAGGUAUCAAGCACUCUGUAGCCCGGAAAAUGGUCGUUGGUGGACCUGGAUUUAGAUCUCCGUCUCCGCCAGGUGGAAGUGGGAAACCUCAGGCUGAAUUUUUGCAGCCAUCAAAUGGACCUGCCCCAAAUUACGUGAGUUACAGCGUGACUGAAGAUGGUAGAAGCGUGUGUGGAAUCUGCAACAAAGUGUUCAGCAAACCGAGUCAGCUCAGGCUACAUAUCAAUAUUCACUAUUUUGAGCGGCCCUUCAGAUGCGAGAGCUGCGCUGUAUCGUUCAGGACCAAAGGCCACCUCACAAAGCACGAACGCUCGGUUGCUCACCAUAAUAAAGUAAGCAUGACGUCCACUUUUGGCGCUGCUACAACGAGCAAUCCUCGACCCUUCAAGUGUACCGACUGCAAGAUCGCUUUCAGGAUACACGGACACCUUGCUAAGCAUUUGCGAAGUAAAAUGCACAUCAUGAAGUUAGAGUGCCUGGGAAAAUUGCCGUUCGGUACUUACGCGGAAAUGGAAAGAUCCGGCAUUAAUCUAAACGAUAUUGAUACUAGUGACUGUGAUAAUAGUUUAACUAGUCUGCAGAGCUUGGCGCAGAAGCUCUAUGAGAAGGAUCCGAGUAAAAUGGGUCAGUGGGACGCGGAUUUGAUUCCAAACCAAGGUGCAAGUGGAGGAGACACCUCAUCCGACGAGGGUGAACCGAUCCCCAUGCAUUCGAUGCACCAAUAUCCAUCUCCAAUAGGUAUGUCGGAGAGCGAAGUAUCGCGGGGAUAUCACAUGCCGAUACUAGUUAGUGAGGAGUUGAAGCCGGUUGGCGAAAUUCGGCACGCAAAUCCACAGUUCAAUCAGCAGCGGCAGGCUGACUUCGGGAUUAACGAGAGGCAGCAUCGACCAUCGCGAAUUCCAGCUCCAGCUCCCGGCGACGACUCCAGGACCGAAGAAUCUGGGCAAAUGUAUAAGUGCAACAUUUGCUCGGUGUCAAUUCGGUCCGUCGCCGAAUUGCAGGUUCACUGCUUUAGCGAGCACAAUAUCGAACCGGAAUCAUCUGCUAGUGGUGAUCGGAAUGGCAGCGAGGGCAGGGAUGUCAGUGAUAAUCGUAACAAAAGAGGAAUCACCGGAGAUGGGCUGAUGGGUGUUAUUAGGGACGAUCAUAAGAAACAGAAGAUUGUUGAUGAUACAUAGUGCCAAAAUUAUUAUCCAAUUGUGCUACUACACGUAUAAGUUAUAUCAUUCUUUUUAUUUUCAAUGGAGAAAAAAUUUCUUACAACUUUCAAGGAACAAUCAUUGAAAGAUAGAGGGAAAGAGGUGAUACGAAAAAAAGAAUUCUAUUACAGAAUCUAAUUAAUUACUGUUGUUCUCAAACGUGCGAGUUUUGCAUUCAGAUAAAAUAUAAAAGACGAGGUGACGCUCUGGUGAAAAAGGCAAGAAGACUUUAAAUCAUUCUUAUCAGAAUCCAAAACCCACUGUGUUAUAAAACUCGCACAGAACUUCCUUGUGCUGGAGAGAAUGGAGAAACCACGGAGAGAAAUCGCAAGAAAAACAUGGAGUACGUUUCUAGAAAAGUUAUGAAAAAUUUAUUCGUUUUUUUUUCGCAACAUUUUGAAAGGGACGAAUUUUUCUUGGCUUGUACAAGCUAGGAAUCAAAAAGACAAGAAGCUAGCGAAGAAUACAGUAUUUUUAUGAUAUCUUGGAGGUAGAAACUUUUCUUCCUCAGGGUUGUAUCGAAGGGAAAGAGAAAAAAAUGAAAUAAUUAAACCUGAUAACUGUACGAGCAAAAUUUGUAUUGCAGUUAAAAUUUUACCGAAUUUAUGAAAGGAUGAGUAACUUCACGGUGGAUAAAAUAACUUGAGAUAAAGUAACCUUAGUCAAAAGUUGUGCGUGUGUUCACGAAAAGUAUAAAAUACACGUGUAGAUACAUAUAUACAAGCAUACUAUCAUCACAUUAAGAAAAUUCGUGAUUGAUUAUAACCUUAUAUCUUUUUAAACGUUUUUGGAAGAAAAAAAAAGAAAACGGAAAAAAUAUCAACACAUACACACAUGUAACAUAUUUUGACUCUAUAUUCUUUUAAUAUAAAUACAACGUAAUGUCGAGUAAGGAGAACAUAUACAUAUAAAUAUACAUUGCAAGUAUACAUAUAGGUUUGCUAUACAUGCGAUACAGGUAAAUCAACUUGUUACCCAGUAACGAAAAUAUGAUAUUUAUAUAACGUAAUAAAUACAACAACACAAGAAAAUGUAUAAAUUGAUAGUUUUUAAGGUGCAAUGGACUGGAAUGUGAUCCUGUAUUUAAAGUGCAAAUGUUGUGUGCAACCUUAGAGUAUUCUAUUAUUAUUAUUAUUAUUAUUAUUAUUAUUGAACGAUUCACUAAUCGACAGUUAUUAUUGUCUCCAUGUUCUACAUACAUAUAUUAUUGGCUGUACAGAAUUUAUUUUUACGAUAUUACAAAUAUUACAUACGAGAGAUUCGAGGUACGUUUUAAUAACAGUUAUAUAUGUCUACAGACACGUCAUAUAAAAAUAUCAAUCAUUGCGUUAAAAAUAUUAUUGUUAAUGUACGAAGGAAGGACUAAAAAUUCGUUUGUAAGUAUACAUAUAUUUAUAUACAUACGUACAAUGCAUUAAAAUACGGAAUCACUUAUUAUAGUGUUAUGUGCUGGUAGAUUUAUAACAAGACGAAAAAAAAAAAAGAAACUCCAGAUUAAAACAACCAAUCGUUUAUGAAUGUUGGGAUCAGUUAUUCAAUAAAUCUACUCUCUUUGUGUUAUAUAUUGUUUUGGAUUAAACAGGGCGUCGCGAAAAAAGAAAAACUGCAAAAGAAAAAAUGAAGAAAGAGUAUGAUAGCUUGGAAAAAAAAAACGACUUCAAUAUCGCAGGGAAAACCAAGUAUCGUAAACUUUAUUUUCAUUUUUCGAACUUAUUCCAACAAUUUUUUGCAUUAGUAAAUGUUGGGAGAAAAAAACAUCUCCAGUGGUGUGGCUUGUGGAAAUUGCAGAGCGUAAAAUUAACUUUGAGGACUCAAGAUAAUAACAAUAACAAUAACGAAAUUUGCGAAUUUCUCUCUGAGGGAAAAAGAGUGAUAAAAAAUGAAAUAAAUAAAUGAAUAACUGAUCGCCAAUCAUAUUCAUGAAUAACUUAUAAAUACAACAAUGAUGUUAUAUGAAUAAAAUUUCAUAAACGACAUGUUACAGAGCGUUUUUCACAGCAAUGAACUACCGACUUUCCGAUAAAGAAUUAUUUUCCAAAUCGCGAGUCAGCCACUAAUUACUAACAUCUCUUAAAUACAGCAUAAUCAUACAAUUUAUAUACAAAUACAUAUACCUAUACAAUACAGAUGUAAUAACAUACUAUAAUCGGUAAUCGUCGACACAACUUGUACCUAAUACAGAGACGUGCAGUGAUUAUUCAAAGAAAGAUUAUUGUUAUAAGAAUUAAGACAGAUUAUUAUUACUAUAAUACUAUAUCGGAUAAAUUAUAUCCAACUGUCGAAGCACAAUUCUAUCAUCACACAUACAUGUUAAUAUCAUUAUUAAUACUAUCAUCAUGCGUACAACGAGAUAGAUCGAAUGCCUGACUUGCAGUUACUAGACGACAUUUUAUUAUGUUAUUUUAUUUUUUUGUUAAUUUUUUUUCAUUCCUUACGCUGCCAGACUAACAAUCAAGUCCGCAGUCUUGAAAAGUGAACCUGGAAAUAUCAUAAAUGAGUUGAAUUUUUACCGAUUGCACUUGGAAAAAUAUUUAACACACGGCAGCUUAAUUUUUAGGACGUAGUUUAAUUUUUUCAAAAAGUCAAUUUAACGAUAUUCGCAAAAUAAUAAGGAUCACUCUUAGAGUUGAGGUAACUUACUAUAAUACGAGCUUCCAUAACUUUUAUGUAGUUAUUGCAUUCGUACAAAUAUUGCCAAGCCCAUUAAUAACUCUUCUAUUGAUUCUUCCACUGCAGAAACGGACUGGAUUCUAUCAUAAUCUUCCUGUUUUGUAAUGAUUUUCAAUUUUCUGAGAGAGAUACGAUAAAAUUUGAAAGAACGAAAUCGUCGAAAAACAAAUCUAUCCAUCCACAAUCAUGAACUUACUUUCACAAUUAAACUAACGUUUGGUUUCAGAUGUUUAUUGGUAAAUUUUCAAAAAAUAUCGGCUAAUUUUUUUUCUUUAGAUUCACUAUUCAUUAAAAGUACACGUUUUCUUUCAAUUUACAAGCAACACACAUACUUAGUGAUUCUUAGCGAUUUCUGGACAAUUUUUCACGUACUUUAUCAUCGUCGUAAUUACGGUACUGAAUACAUAAGGAAAGAUAAAAUAGUUUAAAUAGUAAUAGGAGUUGGAUAGUUUUUCCUUUCCCCCCUCUAUUUUUAUGGAACUAUCUAUUAUUUAAAAUUUUAUACAUCGCGCGCGCGCGGGAGAAACGGGGCUUGCGAAUUGUUGGCGUGAUAAAUAAAUAUUAUACAUGAUAUAUAUAUAUAUAUAUAUCAAUAGUAUUUUAUAUGUUAAUAUAAAUUAGAUGGGUAUGCAAAAUUGAAUAUCGAUAAUGAUUACUACUUUUACUAUUAAACUGAGGUAUAGAAUUUUACGUAUACUUUAUUCAAAGUAAACGAACUAACUAAACAAUUUAUGCCAUAUAUUACAGGUUAAUCUGUCCUGUGUACCUACAUGUAAAACACAUUAUAGUAGUGAUAUAAUUAAAGCUAACGAAUGAUCGAUCCCAUUAUUGUACAAUACACAGUUGAGAUGUUUCGAAAAUAUUAUUAUUAUAUAUCGCCUGAAGGAAGAGAGAAAAAAAGAAAAUCAUCGAAUUGUUUUAGGGAAUUUAUUCUGUAGAUACGCAUAUAUAUUUACAUACAUUAAGAAUGUAGAUGAGAAAGAGGAAAGAAGGAAACUAAAUAAUAAUGUUGGAAACUAUUUGUAAUUAUAAUAAUUAUUACAGUCUACAUCAAACCAUUGGAACCAAAAGAUGGCUUUUGCCUGUUGAUAUCAGAUCGUGGGACCGGAGUGUAGGGUUUUAUAAACAUUGGGUAUACAUACAUAGUAUUAGGUAUAUGUAUAAAAUAAUGCGUAGUUAAAAUAGGUGACUAUUAAUAGGUAGAAUCCAACUUUUAUCAAUUAUUAAAAUUAUACAUGUAUUUGCAUAGGCUCCCGAUUGUUCACAAGCUCCGCUGCUCUUCCACCUUUACCUUCUUCCCUGUACCUAAUCUCUUCCGUAAUUCAGCGUUUAUUAAAUAAAAAAUCUGUUAACGAA
Diprion similis is the source of this 12229-nucleotide messenger RNA. RefSeq lists its product as uncharacterized. The record is from RefSeq and is a predicted model, not a curated record. The transcript has 8 exons. Gene Ontology annotation, cellular component: nucleus. Lineage: Eukaryota; Metazoa; Arthropoda; Insecta; Hymenoptera; Diprionidae. Bases 1715 to 8182 code for a protein of 2155 amino acids. Gene Ontology annotation, molecular function: DNA-binding transcription factor activity, RNA polymerase II-specific; zinc ion binding; RNA polymerase II cis-regulatory region sequence-specific DNA binding. Gene Ontology annotation, biological process: regulation of transcription by RNA polymerase II.